GGAGCAGUCGGAUGCAUGGGCCCGUCUUCUGGAGAGCUGCACCCUGCGGGCCACCGUGCUCCCUGUCCGCUGGAGUGCGAGCAGCUCCGGGCUGGGCAGCAUCCUGGGCAUCCCUGCCGAGAAGCCGAGCGAUGCCCUGGGCCACACCCGCCGCCCGUUGCCACCAGCAAAGAGGAACAAGCCCGCCUGAUACGGGAUCAGCCUGACCAGCCCCAGAACCCCAAGGUUUUAAGAAUUGCCAUCAUUGGAGCGCCCAAUGCUGGGAAGUCCACACUGUCUAAUCAGCUCUUGGGCAGAAAGGUUUUCCCCGUUUCUAAGAAAGUGCACACAACCCGAUGCAAAGCCCGGGGUGUUGUCACGUACGAGGACACACAACUGAUCAUUCUGGACACACCUGGCCUCACUAGUCCCUUUAAAGCCAAAAGACAUAAAUUAGAUGAAGCCAUGCUGACAGACCCAUGGGACAGCAUGAAACAUGCGGAUUUAGUUCUUGUUAUGGUGGAUGUGUCGGAUCACUGGACGCGAAACUCUCUGAGCAAGGAGGUGCUGAAGUGUCUUUCUCAGUUUCCCCAAAUCCCCAGUGUCCUGGUUCUGAACAAGGUGGAUCUGCUAAAGAACAAGUUCAUCCUGCUGGAAUUAGUAACUGAACUAACAGAGGGAAUUGUAAAUGGAAAGAAACUGGAAGUGAGAUCUGCAUUUAAACAUAAUUCCAGUUCUUCAGCAAAGUCUCCUCUUCAAAUCACUCGGGCUUCUCCACUUGAGAAUAGGGACCCUGAGUCUCACUGUCUGCAGGAAACAGGUCAAGCCCAAGAAGGCUCUAGCUUGGACAACACCAGUGAUAUGAGGGCUUCUGAGUCCAGUCUUGUCACAGAAGAAGCAGAAGGGCCAAAGUGCUCUGGACCCAGAGAUCUAAAAAAUACAAAAGGCUGGCCGUGCUUCCAGGAGAUCUUCAUGCUGGCAGCUCGCCAUGGGGAGGAGGUGGAUACGCUCAAGCGGUACCUCCUGAUGCAAGCCAAGCCAGGCCCUUGGGAGUUUCACAGUGGGGUCUUGACUAGCCAGUCACCUCAAGAGAUCUGUGAUAAUAUCAUCAGGGAGAAGAUACUGGAGUACCUGCCACUGGAAGUGCCCUACGGCGUGGUUCAGGUGACAGAGAUGUGGGAGGAAGGACCAAGUGGGGAGCUCCUCGUCGUGCAGAACCUCUUGGUCCCAAGGAAGUCUCAUAUGAUGAUGUUGAUUGGAAGAGGAGGUAAGGUUAUCAGCAGGAUCGCUCAGGAGGCUGGCCAGGACCUGAUGAACGUUUUCCUGUGUGAUGUGCGCUUGAAGCUCAAGGUGGAUGUGAAGAGUUGAGCUCUUUGCCUAUGUUUUAACAGCCCUUGAGCUCUCUGGUCAUGUGGAGAAACUGGUCCUGCGGGUAUCCUGGCACUUUUGCUCAGUCCAGAAACAGAGGAUGAUGGAAUCAAUAUAGCGGGCUGAAGUAGAAUAUAUUAUUCUUUGGGGGAAUGGCCCAAACUGAAAUAAAAUCUUCAGGCCUUCUACGACACCUUAUCUUGUGGAAGCUGGGGACGGACAUCGGAGAACCAGCUGCACACGCACGAUUCUAGUACUGUGUUUACAGAGCUGUCAUCCACUACUUUUGGGCAAUGUCUCGCGUCCUUGCUGUCAGGUGUUUGUGCCUGGAAGUUCAGGAGCAUCUCCUGUCUUUUAGCGGACAAAGGGUUGCAGUGAAGGAUUAUCAGCACGCGUUUGCCAUCUCUUCUGAAGGCUGAAGGACUCCAGCAGUGCUCAUGCAGGAGGAAGAGGCUACUGCUGCCCGCGUGGUGGUCUUAUGUCAGCUUUCCUCCCUGCCCUGUUGAAGUUCAUGGGUGUGAGAGUAUGACCAUGUAGGGAGUCGGUAUUGCCCAGGCAGCCUGAGUGGAAGGCUUUGCUGGCUAGCAGAAACAUUCUGGUAUGACUGGGUGUGACAGAGAGAGCUCUCAAACUCUCUGUAGAUCCUCUAAAGGCCAGUGGUUUCCAACUCCUGUGUGGGAGCCCUUCCCACAGGCUUGCGUAUACCAUCCUCUUAGAUGACUGCCAGCUGCUGCUUUAAUUUUGACCUCUUCUGUGCGGUAGUUUGUAAAAAUGCUUGUUCCUCCUUUCCCUUGUCAUCCUUUCCUCCAACUUCCUAAGCAGUUUGCUGCUCCUGACAUGUGGUACUCGCUCCAGAGGGCUGGGCCUGGUCACAGACUCAUCUGAGUGGAUUCCCGGAGAAGUGAGAAAUGGAAUCGUGAUCCGUUCUCCGUGUGUAUACAAGCUGCUUCCCUGGCCACUGGUGAGAGGAGCAGGGAGGUCAGAGAAUGGCUCGCUGGGCUUGCGAGCAUUUGCUGGAGCAUAUUAAUCAGAAAGGGAAACGGAGCAGGGAAUAGGCGUCUUUCUGCCUCUGUACAUCUUGUUUCUGGUGCGCGCUGGGGUCCUGCCUGUCCACCCCUCUGGAAGAUUGGCUAGUGAAUGAACGUGGAGUGGUUUGGUCUGAAGGUGCUGCUAGCAGCAUCUUAUAGAUGCUCACUUCUUUAGAAUGGCUUGUCACGCAAAAUGAGAGUGGACCCCCUUUUCUUAGGAGUUUUAAUAGUUUAUUGCACCAAAGUUACUUCAAAGUCAUUACUCUUUGCACCAAGAUCGCAGAUACAAAUGUAGAGGCUGUCGCAGCUAAAGAAAAGCCCAAAACAGGAAGAGCAGUGGGUUCUGCAGCUCAGGUUUAACGGGAUGUUGGGGAUGGAGAGCAACUGGCACAGGUCAGGGUACGAGCAAGGCUUGGAGGCUGGAGGAGCAGGGCUGGGGCUCUGCGUGCCGCUCUGCGGAGCCCUUGGCAUGGAGCACGGUGGAGCCUGGCACCAAGUGUGCGUGCCUGGGGCUCUGCCCUCCCUGCCAGUCUGUACGUGGACCUGGUGUUUGGGGGCUUGAGUUUUGUCUUCACUGUGCUCAGGUGUUUGGAGCCCUGGGGAGCUUCCCGCUAGAAAUCCAGGUAAAUCAUCCCUGUGUGCUGUUAAUAAAUUAACAUCAGAGUGAGGAGACACGCAAUUAAGAUAUGUGGUGGGGUCUGCUGGGGACUCCCUGCUCCUGCCUGGAACCCAAACCUGUUGAGCAAACCCUGUGCCCACCAUCCUUCGGUGCAACAUCAAGGAGAUGCUUUACCGGCACCGGCAAAAGCCUGCGUCUGAGCCGCUGAAGGAUUCUGCCGUCAGGAACACGCGAUCAUCUGAAAGCUGGGUUGAGAAGCCUCCGGACUGGCCUGCCUUGUUUCCCCCGGAGCAGGGGACACCGUGGUCCCUUGAAUGCUGCUAUCCGACUUUUGUAUUU
Molecule: messenger RNA, 3333 nt
Organism: Haliaeetus leucocephalus (bald eagle)
Lineage: Eukaryota; Metazoa; Chordata; Aves; Accipitriformes; Accipitridae
Gene: ERAL1
Product: Era-like 12S mitochondrial rRNA chaperone 1
Biological process (GO): ribosomal small subunit assembly
Cellular component (GO): mitochondrial matrix
Molecular function (GO): GTP binding; rRNA binding; ribosomal small subunit binding
Source: RefSeq, a predicted model, not a curated record